AUGCACUUGAAGACUGGUUACUCCGGGCUUCCCCCGCCGACGGCGGCCGGAUCCUCUCCUUCAAAAUCAAAACAACAGCAGGUCACGGGGUGGAUCGGAAAAGGCCCCGCGGGUGUUGGGGGGACCGCAGCGUCGCGGGCUCAGUGUCCCGCAGCCGGUCGGACCCCACAGCCCCCGACCCCACAGCCGCCGGGCCCCCACUUCCCAGCCCCUUGGGAACCCCGAUCUCCCCCGACACUCUCCCCGCAACUCCCGGCCGCCGCACUCCCCACGUCCCCCGACCCGGGUCCGCCGCCACCGCGCACGGCACCGGAGCACGGGACACGGCCACCCGCGCGGCCGAGCCCACGGGAGGCGGCGUUACCUGCGGCGAGGCGGUCGGUCCGGCCCGCCGCAGCGGCGCGUAGGGUCAGGUACCAGGACUCCGCGAGCUCCGCGGCAGCCGACCGCCGCCGCCGCCGCCGUCAAAGCACGGCCGCCAACGCCGCCGCGCGGAGGGGCGGCGCCCGGACCUGCCGCGGAGGAAGCCAGACCGUCCAGGACUCCGAGUCGGCCGAGACCUGGGCAUGCGCCGCCGAGGGCCACUUGGUGAGGACGCCGAUGUCAACAAGGCCUGGGGACGCCCCAUCCCGGCCCCGCCUCCUCCGGGAUCGCCCCGCCCCCCCAGACCCCAAACAACGCGAGGCCUUGCUCGGGGUCGGGGGCUGCCAGCGGUCUCAGGACAGAUCUCGCGAGAUCAGGACCAGCCUCGCCGGUGCCGGAAGUUUGGAGCCCCUGGCGAGGGGGUCCGCGGGUGGCUGGCGGUGGCAGGCGGUGGCAGGCGAUGGCGGCGGAGCGGGGACGGAAGAUGCCGCCCUGACGCGGCGGGCAGGGCGUCUUAGCGUCGCCCAGAUAAAUUCAGUGUUGGUGUAUCUUAGAUAAGUUAUUUUACAUAACAAGUUAUCUUAAAGACCAUAGACAUGGAUUGACGAGAGAGGGGAAGAGCCAUUUCUAUGCCUCUGCCUUAACUCUCCCUGCCUUCCUAGAUCCGACCAGUGUUUUGGU
This is a messenger RNA of Myotis myotis, 1044 nucleotides long. RefSeq names its product atherin-like. The record is from RefSeq and is a predicted model, not a curated record. The transcript has 3 exons. NCBI's taxonomy places the organism in Eukaryota, Metazoa, Chordata, Mammalia, Chiroptera, Vespertilionidae. Bases 1 to 921 code for a protein of 306 amino acids.